GCUGCCUCAACAGUUCUUGAAAAAGAUAAUUAUUUGGAUUGGAGUGAUUGGGUAAAAUCUUAUUGGAUGGCUCAAGAUCAUUUGAACAUUGUUGAAUUAACCACUGAACCUCAUAAGCAAGAAGAUGAUGAAGCUGUUUCAAAGGAUGAGAACAAGAAGAAUUUCAUGGCUUUACAAGCUAUUCAAAAUUCUCGUCGGCCAGAUACAGUACUUAUUGAGAUUGAGGCGAUUCAUUCUGCAAAUAUUGCUCGGAAUAUGCCCAACAAUAUUAACACAGAAAAAUCAUCAUUUCCUUUCAUUUCGUUCAAUGAAAACAAAGAGAAACUUGGCAGGGAGGGACAACAAUGGUAUCCCAACGCAGUGAAUGAGAAGAUAACAGAUCAGGGCAAGACAGCUCUUCACAUUGCUGUUGCUGCGGGAGAUGAGGAUAUAGUGGAGAAGCUGGUGGAUCUAAUGUCGGAAGAAGGAUUGGAAAUACAAGAUAAUGAUGGUUGGACAGCUCUAGCUGAGACAGCUUUUGCUGGUAACUACCGGAUGGCAAAGUGCAUGCUUACAAAGAACCAGCACUUGGCCAGCAUUGGAGACGUGGAUGGACGUCUUCCGGCUGUUCUUGCUAUUGAAGGUGGUUAUAAAGAAUUGGCUUGGUAUCUCUUUUCUCUCACUCCACUGGAAUAUCUAAAAGGCGUCAGCGGUGCUACACUUUGUACGAAGGCUAUAUAUACCCGGACGUUAGCUAUUGCUUUGGAUUUACUCGGCAAUGAUCGACAUUUGGCUCUUGCUCUAGACAAAGACGACGUCUCCCCUUUGUAUGCCUUGGCUUCUACACCUAACGCAUUCCCAAGUAAAAAUCAGCUUGUGUUUUGGAAACGAUGGAUCUACGCUCUACAAGCUGAAAUGUGCCAACUAGUGUCAUCUCUCCUGAACCUAGUUUUCGGAAUCAAGGAUUUAUAUGAAAUGGCGUUGGCCAAUUACCAGCACCAUGAACUUAUAUGGUACAUGUGCUGUGAGAUAAAAAUGUCAAAUGAUGAAACAAGGAAGACUGGUUGCGUUGAUACAGCUAUCUUACGUGCUAUCAAGGAAGGGAAUUUUGAGUUUGUUUAUGCAAUAGUGAGAACAAAUCCAGAUCUCUUGUGGUGCAAAGAUGACAAAGGCAGAACCAUAUUUCCGAGUGCAGUCCUAUAUCGCCAAACUAAAAUCUUUAGUCUUAUAUACGGGCUUCAUGUGAAGCUCCCAAAGGUAUACUCUCAAGAUUGCUUCAACAACAAUAUAUUACAUAUGGCAGGAAUGUUAGAAGCUUCUACCCAGCUUAAUCGCAUCCCAGGUGCAGCAUUGCAGAUGCAACGAGAACUACAAUGGUUUAAGGAGGUGGAGAGUAUUGUUAAUCCCCAGCUUAAGGAAGCUUUAAAUAAAGAUGGUUUGACUCCUCAAGAAUUGUUUACCUGCGAGCACAAGGACAUGAGGAAAGCGGGAGAGCAACAAAUGAAGAAUACAGCAAGCUCUUGUACAGUGGUAGGCGCUCUCAUUGUCACCAUUAUGUUUGCUGCGGCCUUUACCAUUCCAGGUGGCAACGACCAAGCCACAGGCUUGCCAAUGUUCCUAAAUAAAAAAUUGUUUAAGCUCUUCAUAGUAUCUGAUUCCCUAUCACUCUUUUCCUCAGCAACUUCAAUAUUGAUGUUCCUAGGGAUUCUAACAUCGAGCUACGAAGAAGAAGAUUUCCUCGAAGUCUUGCCCAGAAAGAUGAUUAUAGGACUUUUUACUCUUAUCUUUUCUAUUGCAUUCAUGAUGAUAGCUUUCUGUGUUGCUCUUUUGCUUAUGUUUCAUGGACAAACAUGGUUUGUCAAUCCGAUCAUUUUUUUGGCUAGUGUCCCAGUCACCUUGUUUGUAUUGAUGCAGUUGCCCCCUCUGAUAGGCAUGGUCAGUUCAACUUAUGGAUCAAGCAUCUUUGAUAGGAAAAUGGAAUGCUGGUUUUAACUAAUUCAUUGUGCUAGUAUGUUGUU
Corylus avellana is the source of this 1997-nucleotide messenger RNA. The record is from RefSeq and is a predicted model, not a curated record. NCBI's taxonomy places the organism in Eukaryota, Viridiplantae, Streptophyta, Magnoliopsida, Fagales, Betulaceae.